ACCAUCGCCGCUGCUGCUCAGCACCACGAGUCCACGAGUGCUCCCCCAGCUAGCUUGUGCGGGUCGGAUCGGAGGCAAUGGCGGUGGUGGAGGUGCUGACGUCGGAGGUGGCCGUGCCCGCCGAGGAGACGCCGGCAGGCGCCAUCUGGCUGUCCAACCUGGACCUCGCCGCGCGCCGCGGGUACACGCCCACGGUCUACUUCUUCCGGUCCAACGGUGAGCCGGGGUUCUUCGCCGCCGAGGUCGUCAAGGAGAGCCUCGCCAGGGCGCUGGUCGCGUUCUACCCUCUCGCCGGCCGCCUCGGCGUCGACGCCACCACCGGGCGCGUCCAGAUCGACUGCAACGGCGAGGGCGCCGUGUUCGUGACGGCGCGGUCGGGCCGCUACGCGCUCGACGACCUGAUGAGCGAGUUCGCGCCGUGCCGCGAGAUGCGGGACCUGUUCGUGCCCCCGACGCCGCCGCCGAACCCGCCGUGCCCGCUGCUGUUCGUGCAGGUCACCCGCCUGCGCUGCGGCAGCGUCGUGCUCGGGCAGGCCAUGCACCACUCGGCCUGCGACGCCCGGGGCGCCGCGCAUUUCUUCGAGACGUGGGCGAGCAUCGCGCGCGGGGACGCCGCCGCCGCGCCCGUGCCGCCUUGCUUCGACCACGGCCUGCUCGCGGCGCGCCCCGAGCGCGCGGUGACGUACGACCACCCGGAGUACAUGCCGGAACCGGAGCCGGUGGACGCCGCUGCCGCGUCGGAGUACGCUAGCGCCAUCAUCACCAUGACCAAGGCGCAGGUGGCGGCGCUCAGGGCGCGGUGCCCGGGGGCGUCCACGUUCCGCGCGGUGGUGGCGCUGGUGUGGCGGUGCGCGUGCCGGGCGCGGUCGCUGCCCCACGACGCCGAGACGCGGCUCUACUCCAUGAUCGACAUGCGCGCGCGCCUGGACCCGCCGCUGCCCCCCGGGUACUUCGGCAACGCUGUGGUCCGGACGUCGGUCUCCGCCACGGCGGCGGAGGUGGUGUCGAGCCCCGUCGGCCACGUUGCGCGCCGCGCGCUCGCGGCGACGAGCCAGGGCGGCGACUACGCGCGGUCGCUGGUGGACUACCUGGAGGGGGUGGACGCCAUGAACCUGCCCCGGAGCGGCAUCUCGAGGGCGCACCUCCGCGCCAUCAGCUGGGUGGGGAUGUCUCUGUACAAGGCGGACUUCGGGUGGGGCGCGCCGGCGUUCAUGGGGCCUGCGCUCAUGUACUACAGCGGCUUCGUGUACGUGAUGAACGCGGCGGGGAAGGACGGCGACCUCGCGCUCGUGCUGUCGCUGGAGCCCGAGAGCAUGCCGGAGUUCAGGAAGGUGUUCGCCGAGGAGCUCGCGCGCCUGGACGUGGUGUAGACUACACCGUGUAGUACAUACAUACAUGAUGCAUGUAGCUCCUCCGAGUAGCAGCUGGCCGCUAGUGCACAGUUGCGACUUGCGAGCGUGCAACGUCGUCAGUGUCUCGUAGACGUGUGUGCAGAAGUGCGUACUGCUAUUAACGCAUUGCAGGUUAAUACGUAUGUUCCAUGGCACGUACUACACACACGCAACAUGUGAAUGAGACUGUCUUUGGAUGCUUAGUCAUGCAUGGCUAUUUGAAUGUCUAUAUUGGUUUCAUAUAUAACCAAUAAAUCGAACACAUUUAGAUAUUUCAGUCUCUGAUU
Setaria italica (foxtail millet) is the source of this 1678-nucleotide messenger RNA. Its product is annotated as hydroxycinnamoyltransferase 4. The coding region runs from base 78 to 1370 and encodes 430 amino acids. The transcript has a single exon. NCBI's taxonomy places the organism in Eukaryota, Viridiplantae, Streptophyta, Magnoliopsida, Poales, Poaceae. The record is from RefSeq and is a predicted model, not a curated record. Gene Ontology annotation, molecular function: acyltransferase activity, transferring groups other than amino-acyl groups.